UUUAAAAUGUAAUAGAAAACGUCAAAAUUUAUAUGCAUAAUUUUUAUAACAAUUACUUUAACUUAGCUUUAUUUAUUUUUAUACAAUUUAAAAAAAUAACAGGCAAAAAUGGCUAUAAAUAAAGAGAUAGUGACCAAGUCUGUUUUGAAAGUGCCCUCGGUAUUGUCUAAUUCAAGGUUUACUUUUCUCGGACGUAAUUUGGCUGACGGUUGCGGUUCAAAAUCAGGUUCUGGGUCAGGUUCUGGCAAUGGACUUCUGACGAUGCCCGAAAGAGUUAAGAAAGUGGCUACCGCGGAUAAACCUAGAUUCUUUGAAAUGGUCGAAUACUUUUUCUAUAGGGGGUGCGAAUUAGUUCAGCCAAAACUGGUUGAGGAACUGGUUCAGUUUCGUGGAGGUGAACAAAAGAAAGAUGCCAUUGUUAAGCAAGUUUUUGGGGUUAUGUCGACUGUAUCUCAAUGUGAUUACAUUUUUGAAACGAUCUUUCCCAUUCAACGAGACGAUGGGAGUUACGAACUUAUACAAGCAUUUAGAGUUGAACAUAGCAGUCACAGACUACCCGUGAAGGGUGGAAUAAGGUACUCCGAUCACGUAGACCAAGACGAGGUAAAAGCCCUUGCUGCUCUGAUGACAUUUAAAUGUGCUUGCGUCGACGUACCGUUUGGUGGCGCUAAAGGCGGAGUUAAAAUAAAUCCCAAAAAAUUCUCAUUACGCGAAUUGGAAAGAAUAACGAGAAGAUACGGGCUCGAAUUGGCUAAGAAGUCAUUUAUCGGCCCAGGUUUGGAUGUUCCUGCUCCUGAUGUAAAUACAAGUGAACGUGAAAUGGCUUGGUUAGUGGAUACAUACGCAAGAAGCUCAGGAUUCAAAGACAUCAACAAGUUGGGAGUGGUCACGGGAAAACCCAUAAGUCAGGGAGGAAUACAUGGGCGAGCGUCAGCUACUGGUAAAGGUCUGUUCCAUGCGGUCGAUAUAUUCGUGAACGAAAAGAAAUACAUGGAUAUGGUUGGCCUCCAAACAGGAUUAAAGGGGAAGACAUUCAUUGUUCAAGGAUUUGGAAACGUUGGUUUUCAUGCUGCACGCUAUUUAGCAAGAGCUGGGGCAAAAUGUAUAGGCGUUAUUGAAUGGGACUGUUCCCUAACUAACCCGGAGGGAAUUGACCCUACAGAUCUUGAUAAACACCGAUUGAAAACAGGAUCUAUAAAAGGUUACUCAAAAGCCAAGGAGUUUAGCGGUCAUCACGAACUUAUGUUCGAAAAAUGUGACAUCCUAUGCCCCUGUGCCCAUGAGCUGGUGAUAACCAAAUCAAAUGCUAACAAAAUAAAAGCCAAGGUGAUAGCGGAAGGCGCUAAUGGUCCAACGACUCCUGCAGCUGACGAAAUAUUAACAAAAAUGAAAGUCUUAAAUUUACCUGAUCUUUACUGUAACGCUGGUGGAGUAACCGUCUCAUAUUUCGAGUGGCUAAAGAAUAUCAACAAUGUCUCAUUCGGUCGACUAACAUUCAAGUAUGAGAAGGAUUCCAAUUAUCAUUUAUUGAAUUCUGUCCAGAAAUCUUUGGAAAAGGAAUUCAACAAAAAAAUUUCGAUUGUUCCAACAGAUGAAUUUGAGAAAAGGAUUUCAGGUGCUUCCGAGAAAGACAUUGUACAUUCUGGUCUCGCAUCUACUAUGGAAAAAUCUGCAAAAGCAAUAAUGAGGACUUUAGAUAAAUAUAACCUGGGACUUGAUUUGCGAACAGCAGCGUACAUUGUUUCCAUCGAAAAGAUAUUCCAACAUUACCACGAGGCAGGAUUGACAUACUAAAUGUGCUGAAUUAUAUUUUUAGAAAUAAACUGUUUUACUGGUCA
This is a messenger RNA of Agrilus planipennis (emerald ash borer), 1838 nucleotides long. RefSeq names its product glutamate dehydrogenase, mitochondrial-like. The record is from RefSeq and is a predicted model, not a curated record. NCBI's taxonomy places the organism in Eukaryota, Metazoa, Arthropoda, Insecta, Coleoptera, Buprestidae. Gene Ontology annotation, biological process: L-glutamate catabolic process. The transcript has 5 exons. Gene Ontology annotation, cellular component: mitochondrion. The coding region runs from base 109 to 1794 and encodes 561 amino acids. Gene Ontology annotation, molecular function: L-glutamate dehydrogenase (NAD+) activity.